CCAUUUUCAAAAAUAAAUUCUACGCGACUGUUCCCUCCCAUGAAAGGGUCCCACUAACGUUUUGCAUCGCCCACCGCAUAUAGCGCUCCACGCUCCUCCCCAGGGUUAAAAUAAAGUUCAAAUCGAACGGCCCAUCUUCCAAAAAUCGCCGAACGGCCCAUCUUUCAAAAAUCGCCGACGCUGUUGAGACCAUCGCCCCCAACUCCACUCCCCCACCCAAAACUGUGAGGACUGCUCGAGCAGUAUCCCGAUCCUCUCUCUCUCUCUGUUGAUCUAAUGGAUAUCGUCUCGUCUCCGAUGAGUACUUGUUCGAGAGAGCAUCAGAAGAUCUACAAGGAGUGGUUCUCUGCCGCCGAUUCAGAUGGGGAUGGGCGGAUCACGGGAACCGAUGCCAUCAAAUUCUUCGCCAUGUCCAAACUAUCCCGCCCCGAACUUAAACAGGUGUGGGCCAUUGCAGACUCUAAACGGCAAGGUUUCCUUGGAUUAAAUGAGUUUAUUACAGCAAUGCAGCUUGUUUCACUAGCACAGGCAGGGAAUGAGAUUACCCAGGAUGCCCUCACUCAUUCAGAAUUGGAUCUCCUGAAACCUCCAGUGAUGGAGGGUUUGGAUAUUCUGUUAGCUAAAACUACUUCACCCAAGAAAAGCAAUCCUGAUCUUGAUGUAAGUUCUCAGCCCCCAGUUUCAUUAACAACUCAGUGGUUUAGCUCGAAAUCAACAAAGAAGAUACCUCUGAGCUCAGUUACUUCAAUUAUUGAUGGGUUGAAGAGAUUGUAUAUUGAAAAGCUGAAGCCUUUGGAAGUUACCUACCGAUUCAAUGAUUUUGUUUCCCCAUUAUUGACAAAUAGUGAUUUUGAUGCAAAGCCCAUGGUUAUGCUAUUGGGACAAUAUUCUACUGGAAAAACAACAUUCAUUAAACAUUUAUUAAGAUCCAGCUACCCAGGUGCUCAUAUUGGACCAGAGCCUACAACUGAUCGAUUUGUUGUUGUCAUGUCAGGACCUGAUGAACGGAGUAUUCCUGGAAAUACUGUUGCUGUUCAAGCAGACAUGCCUUUCAGUGGUCUGACUACAUUUGGAACUGCAUUUUUAUCGAAGUUUGAGUGCUCACAGAUGCCCCACCCGCUACUGGAACACAUCACAUUUGUCGAUACACCUGGGGUUCUUUCUGGAGAAAAACAACGAACCCAACGAAGCUAUGAUUUUACUGGUGUUACAUCGUGGUUUGCAGCAAAGUGCGAUCUCAUUCUUCUUCUGUUUGACCCUCAUAAACUGGAUAUCAGUGAUGAGUUCAAGCGUGUCAUUGGAUCUCUGCGUGGCCAUGAUGACAAAAUACGUGUAGUUUUGAAUAAGUCAGACCAGGUUGACACCCAGCAGCUAAUGCGAGUUUAUGGUGCAUUAAUGUGGUCGCUUGGGAAAGUUUUGAACACCCCUGAAGUUAUGCGUGUGUAUAUUGGUUCAUUCAAUGACAAACCAAUAAACGAAGCAGCUGUUGGUCCAAUUGGAAAGGAACUUUUUGAAAGGGAACAAGAUGACCUCCUUUCUGAUUUGAAAGAUAUUCCCAAGAAGGCUUGUGAUCGCCGUAUCAAUGAAUUUGUUAAGCGUGCAAGAGCAGCCAAGAUUCAUGCCUAUAUAAUUAGCCACCUGAGGAAGGAGAUGCCGGCAAUGAUAGGAAAGGCCAAAGCACAACAAAGACUCAUUGAUAACCUGGAGGAUGAGUUUCCUAAGGUUCAAAGGGAGUUUCAUCUACCGGCUGGGGAUUUCCCUAAUGUCGAACACUUCAAGGAGGUAUUGAGUGGUUACAGUAUCGAUAAGUUUGAGAAGUUGAAGCCUAAAAUGAUACAGACUGUGGAUGACAUGUUGGGAUAUGACAUUCCAGAACUCUUGAGGAGCUUCAGAAACCCAUAUGAAUAAUGGCAAGUAAUCAUUCUGAUAGAUUGGUAUCAUCUUCAUGAGAAAAGCAGAAGAUAGUGAAUAGUGAAAUUGAUGAUGGUAUUUUCAUGCUAUAAGAGCCAUGUAUAGCUCUGGCCUUCUCUUCAUGUCAUUGUUGAUUAUUGUUGUAAGGCUGUCCAAUUCACAGAUUUUGACCUCUGAUGGGUUGGCAGGGAUGGUAUCAAAUGUAAGGAUUUUGUCAAAAUCAGUUAGGGGACCUGUUUGCUUGGAAAAUCUUCUGGUGAUCUGUAUUACAUGUUUGUAUUGGACCUAUAUAUGCACUCUUCAUAUGCAUUGUUGCACAUGCUGCCCUGUUUAUUUAA
Elaeis guineensis (African oil palm) is the source of this 2249-nucleotide messenger RNA. RefSeq names its product EH domain-containing protein 1. NCBI's taxonomy places the organism in Eukaryota, Viridiplantae, Streptophyta, Magnoliopsida, Arecales, Arecaceae. Gene Ontology annotation, molecular function: GTP binding; calcium ion binding; protein binding. The record is from RefSeq and is a predicted model, not a curated record. Gene Ontology annotation, biological process: endocytosis; endosomal transport. Gene Ontology annotation, cellular component: plasma membrane; cytoplasm.